AUGUUUACCCUUCCUUUAUUCUUGGUCGCUGGCGGCCUUUUCACUCUUUCUAUGGGAGCUCCCAUUGAACAGCGUACUACAAGUUCUUACACUGUUUACUCUGGUGAUGGAGAUACUUCAGUUGGAUGGCCAACUGAGAGUGAUUGGAUUUCGAGUUUCGAUACCAUGUUCGAUAAUCAAAACAGUGUUUUGAAAGCUUCAUGUACCCAAUUCGGUGUCGACAACAACUCCGAUGAUGAGAUCUCUGAUCUCAAAUCCGCCAUCUCUGAAGUUGCCGAGACUACUGGUAUUGAUUCUCGUUUCAUUCUUGCUAUCGUCAUGCAAGAAUCCAAUGGAUGUGUUCGAGCUCCAACAACUGUCUAUUCCAUCUCUAACCCAGGACUUAUGCAAUCUCACGAAGGAUCUGGCUCUUGCAAUAGCGGCUCUUCUGUUCAAAAUCCUUGUCCAAAGAGCGAAAUGGUUCAAAUGAUUACCGAUGGAACAGCCGGUACUUCAUCCGGUGACGGACUCGCUCAAUGUCUUAAGGAGAGUGCUGCUACCGAUGUUUCAAAAUAUUACAAGGCAGCUAGAAUUUAUAAUUCUGGUUCGAUCGACUCAUCUGGAAAUCUUGGAGAUGGAGUAGCAACUCAUUGUUACGCAACUGAUGUUGCCAAUCGUCUUACAGGAUGGUUUACUGGAACUUCUUCGUGUGAUAGCGCUACCAUUGGUUCAUUGACUGGUGGAGCUGCUUCUGCUGGUUCCAGCGCAGUUAGCUCUGUGGUUUCGGUUGCAAGUUCGGUGGUUAGCUCUGUGCUCUCUGAAGCUACUUCGAUAUUGUCUGUUCCUACCUCUGCUUACGCAGUUCCAACAUAUGUUUCUAUCGGAGGUAUAUUUGCUCAAGCAGGUACUUCAUCCUCAUCUUCUUCCGUCGUCGCAACAGUUACUUCCGCCGUUUCUGUCCCAACAGCCGCUUCAUCCUCUUAUUCAUCUUCUUCUAUCACUGCAGCCAUUACCUCCGCUGUAGCCACCUCUGCAAUCCCUAUCCCAAUAAUCGCUUCCUCAAACUCCACCUCCGCACUCACAACCUCAAUCCCCACUCCUUCUCUCCCCGCAACCGUCACCACCGCCACCAUUUCCCCCACCUCCUCCAUCGCCAUCACCUACCCCUCCGCAUCUUCCUCCUCUUCAAACAGCACCACCCACACCCCCGGAACCGAAUGUGCCACUUCCGGCACAUGGAAUUGCAUCGACGGAACAACUUUCCAACAAUGUUCAUCGGGUACUUGGUCGAGUGUUGGAGGAUUAGCUGCAGGGACGCAGUGUACCGUGGGCGAGGGUGAUAUCAUCAAUAUCUUUGCUACAAAUUCUGAACGUAAGAGAAGUUUGGGAGUUGGAGCGGAGAGGAGAGGGAUGAGACACACUCAUAUGCAUGGGUUUAAGAGAAAUGUUUUGUAG
Molecule: messenger RNA, 1434 nt
Organism: Botrytis fragariae
Lineage: Eukaryota; Fungi; Ascomycota; Leotiomycetes; Helotiales; Sclerotiniaceae
Product: putative exo-beta glucanase protein
Exons: 2
Coding region: 1-1434 (477 amino acids)
Source: RefSeq, a predicted model, not a curated record